AUGACAGCUUGGCUCAGGCAGCUCCUUGGGAUCCAGGACUGUCCCAGCCAAAGCAGGGAUGUUAGGGAUUGUGAGAAAUGGUCCCAGACUCCCCCAGGGCUGAGCUCUGCUCCUAACGCUCUGACUCUCUUCCCAGUGAAUGUGACUCUGGAUCCAGACAUGGCUCAUCCCCGACUCAUCCUGUCUGAGGAUCGGAAAAGUGUGAGAUGGGGAGACACAUGUCAGCUUCUGACCACCAAUCCUGAGAGAUUUGACUCUUGGGCUUGUGUGCUGGGCUCUGAAGGAUUCAUCUCAGGGAGACAUUGCUGGGAGGUUAAGGUGGGGGACAGAGGAUUCUGGGCUGUGGGAGUGGCCAGAGAGUCUGUGAGGAGGGAGGGAGAAGUCAGCUUUAACCCUGAAGUGGGGAUCUGGGCUGUGCAGUGGUUGGGUCUGUUCCAGGCUCUCACCUCCCCUGCAACCGCCCUGCCCUUUAGCCAGGUGCCCAGGAGGAUCCAGAUUUGUCUGGACUGUGAAUGGGUCCAGGUGACAUUUUUUGAUGCUGAUAACAAGGUCCCAAUCUUCACUUUCCCACCAGCCUCUGUCCCUGGGGAGAGAAUCUACCCCUGGCUCUGGGUGGGGGCAGGAUCCCAGCUCAGACUGUGUCCCUGAGACACAGGGGGUGGAAUAUUGCACUGGGGACCCUGAAAUCAGCCUCUCGAGCCUUAGAAACUCCAGUCUUUAUGACCCUGGAGUCUCAUGUCUGGACUGUGAAACCAUAGAAAGAAGCGAGUGAUCGAGAUGGAGAAGCCAAUCUCAUUGUCCAAGGAACUGUUUAGACUGUUUGUCACUAUCUUCUAUAGUCCAGGAGGACUCUUGGGAUCUUCAGUCAGACAGUGUCACUAAUACAUGGGGGGAAUAAAAAAAUGGGCUUCCCUAGCUGCAGUCAUGCUAGUCUCUAUGACCCUAGAGGACUCCCCUGUACCCAACCCUCUGGUUCAUAAUUCCAUCUCCUCCCCCUCCAUCUCUGCAGCACCAGGGGUUGUGGGAGGUGGGUGGGGUGGAGUGAGGGAAGAACCCUUGAAGCUGCAGCAGAAGCAGAGGGUCACUGAGGGGUAGGGAGAGAUGUGGGGUUUUUGAGGGAGAAUUGCCUAUCAAGCUAUCAGCUCAGUUUCGCAAUAUAUCCUAGCUACUCAACACUCAAACCUAAUCCCUAACAACUUGGGAAGCCUGGACCGUCAAUUCCUCGGGCAUGCCAGAGACAAGGCUGGUCCUCCGUCUCAUAUUAAUAGGUCUUCAGGGAAGGGUGUGAGUAUGCUAGCUUUAGUAGUCUUUUAGAAUAGAAAUGUUACCACCAGGGAUCAUAGAAUUGUAUUACUUCUUUGUGACUCUGUGUU
This is a messenger RNA of Trachemys scripta elegans, 1373 nucleotides long. Its product is annotated as butyrophilin subfamily 1 member A1-like. The transcript has a single exon. Gene Ontology annotation, molecular function: protein binding. The record is from RefSeq and is a predicted model, not a curated record. The coding region runs from base 1 to 648 and encodes 215 amino acids. Lineage: Eukaryota; Metazoa; Chordata; Testudines; Emydidae.